AUGCUAGACGAUAUAACAGACAUCAUGAUGGUGCAGACUGUUUGUGGUCAUGACGCUCUAGAGGCCAACCGUCGAUUCCCAUGCCGCACCUUUUUCGGUUUCCCUACUGAUUACCCCAAGUACCUGCUUAUUGCCAGUAACAGGUGUUUGAGCAAUAUGAUAGUCUCCUCGAGUGACAUGGAGCAGUUGUAUGAGGACAUGACACGUAUAAUAGAGGCUCGUCACGCGAUGAUGGUUGUAGUAUACGGUAAGGCUGAUAUGAUAGCUCGGACAGCCCAUACCGAUGUGGUUACCGCUGUUAAAGUACUAGAGGAUGGUCAUAGGAUGCUCAGUAGAAGCUUGGAUGGUACGAUGAAGAUGUGGGACUGUCGUAAGCUUAGGGCUGCAACCCCAGUACGGACCUGGGACAACUUACCUUGUACUGACGAGCACACUGACAUCACCAUAUCGCCGGACGAGUCUAUGGCCCUCACUGGUACUGGUGAUGGAAGAGUAGUGGUAUACGACUUGCAAUCAGAGGCUGUAGAGCCGCUAAAGAGCUAUACCUUCCGAACACAGAGCGCUGUGAGGACCUUCUGGCAUCCAGUGCUUCAACAGAUCGUAGUGGCUUGCAGUGAUGGUAAUGCAUACUUCCUAUAUGAUCGAUAUCAAUCAGUAAAUGGUGCCUUGCUUUUCGCCCAGCAUAGUGUACCAAAAAAGAAGGAUAUCGAAGAACAGUAUAUGCCACAGAAAGUAUAUAACUAUGAUGAGAUGGUCCAAAGGGGAGGUCAAUUCCGAGAGACCCGUAGUGGUAAGCUACGUCGGACUAGGGAUGCCGAUAAACGACGAGAUAAGCAGCGUAGAGAGAGAAUGGGUAUACCUGAUCCAGAUGAGCAGCAUAAGAUCAAACCGGCCGCACCUCCACCAGAAAGUACGGCAGAGGAGACGAUCUUCUCUAAUAAGCUGGGUAUCGAAAAGGAGAAGUAUAUUGAUGAAGACCCUCAGAAGACACUCCUCGCUGUUGAAACUAAGAAGGGUGAUUCCUUCGUCAAUCAAGCCUAUGCGAGAACCCAACCUCAGAAUAUACUGGAUUACUCUGAUGUCAAGAGUGCAGGUGAUCGAUUGUUGAGUAAGAAGCGUUAUUGCCCGAAGUGCGGUGUGAAGAUGUGCACUUGUGGUUACUUGACUGCUCUAGAAAAGGAAGAGGCAAGGAAGAAACGUCGAACUGAAGUAGCAUAA
Messenger RNA from Perkinsus marinus ATCC 50983, 1218 nucleotides. RefSeq lists its product as hypothetical. Bases 1 to 1218 code for a protein of 405 amino acids. Gene Ontology annotation, molecular function: protein binding. The transcript has 10 exons. NCBI's taxonomy places the organism in Eukaryota, Perkinsozoa, Perkinsida, Perkinsidae. Gene Ontology annotation, cellular component: site of double-strand break; nucleus. Gene Ontology annotation, biological process: regulation of DNA double-strand break processing. The record is from RefSeq and is a predicted model, not a curated record.